UAUUAGUAAUUUUAUUCGCAAUUUUUUUAAAUGAGUGCAAUUGUCAAAUUUUUCUUAUUUAAUUUUUACUCAUUUAAUUAAAAAGUAAAGUAAAACAAAGCUUCUCUCGAAAGCUAAAGCUAAAAGCCUAAUACCCAUAAAUUGUCAAAGAAGCUAAAGCAAAGCUCUCCAAGAAGCUAAAAUAAAAAAUUAAACUUGUAAAAAAAUUUCACUCCUCUUCCAUUUCUACACUCAACUCUUCGUAACAGUGACUAAUUGCAGUUAUUUUGCUUCUGGUUUGUAUUAUUGGGGUCUGAAUAACUUAACUUGAAAAUUGGGAGAUUUAUUUGGCUGCUUGAAUAUGGAUGAUGAGGGAAAAACCUGUAUUGAUCGAAUAUCCGAACUACCUGAUUUCAUUCUUCACCAUAUGUUGUCUUAUCUUUCUACAAAACAAGCUGCUCAAAUGGGUGUUGUAUCCAAGAGAUGGAAAUAUGUUUGGGAAACAUUCCCUAUCCUUGAUUGUUCUCAAGAGCAUUUCGGAGAACAUUUAUGUUUAACUAACCCGAAGGAGGGAGAGCUUCCUAAAGAUGAGAGACGCAAGGUUUUUAUUCAAAGAAUCAAGUUCAUGAGCUAUGCUGAUAAGAAACUGCUUCGAUUUCAUGAGGAGAAACUUGGUGUGAACAAGUUUAUUCUUCAUAUAACCCUUGUGAGUAAAGUUUUGGCCCCUCGUGUUGAUACGUGGAUGGAGAUGGUUGCUAAAAGGAGUAUUCAGGAGUUAACUGUGUGUAUUUCUACGGGAAAAGGAAGACUUCAUGACCUGUCUAAGAUUUUGUUUACAAUGGAGUCAUUAACCGUUUUACAUCUAGAUGGUUCUAUCCUAUUAAGUAGCCCUCCUGAUAGUAAAGCUGUUAAGUUAUGCUCUUUAGUUGAGCUGCAUCUUUAUUAUGUCUCUAUAGAUGAGGAUACAAUUCAAGAUCUCAUUUCCUCUAUUCAAUCAAUGAAAGUGCUUUCCUUGUGGGAAUGUUUAAAUUUUGAAAAUCUUGACAUAUGUGGUCAUGAUAAACUGGAGAAGGUGGCGUACCGUCCUUGUAUAGAUUUCAAAGCCAAAAGGUUUAGCAUAAAGGUGCCAACAUUAAAAGAACUCGAACUCACUUUUCGUAAUGAUGGUGAAGAAACAAUGGUAUGUGAAAUCAUUGUCAGUUCUGUUUGCCAAAAUCUGAAACGUUUGUCGUUGCGCGACAUUCCCGUAGAUGCAAAGUGGCUACAGAGCAUGAUUAAAUCCUUUCCUCUGCUUGAGCAUCUUUGUUUGGCUGGAUGCAUGUUGCAAGAAGUUAUUAAACUCUCUAGUCAAUCUCUCAAGGAGAUAUGUUUUCAGGAUUGUAUGAAACUGGUGGAAGCAGAGUUUGAUACACCUAAUUUACAAUCUUUUAAAUAUAGUGGGAAGAACAUACCUCGUUUUUAUUUAAGCAGUGUUGCUGAAUAUCGGGCAGCAGAGUUCUCUGCCCAUUUCAAAGAUAUGGACAGUUUAUGGUUCACGAGAUUGUGCAACUUUCUCAGAUAUUUCAAAUUUCAAGACCUGACUGUUGUGAUGUUUUCUAUACCAGGUAAGGAAAUCUCCUUCAAUGCAAAGGACUAUACCGGGAUACAGUUUCCUCACUUUGAACUCAACAAUAUGAAGUUGGUUAUGCAUAUGUUGUGGAUGACAUCAAUAAACUAUGCAUCUCUUUUAGAUAGCUUAUUCUGGAACUUGCUCCUAGGACUCUGUUAUUCAAGUUUAUUUUUAUUUCUCCUAAAAUUUUGAAGGUAUGCCAUUUUUUUGUUUUAAUUUUUUUUUUAUUAUUUUUUUAUCGCUUACUUUCUAUUGGUUUGCAUUGCAGUGACAAAUUUUACUACGUAAGUUAUCAGUUUAUGCAAUUGCUCAAUUGUGUAUGGUUUGCUAAAAUAAAAUUCUAGUAAUAUAGAGUAUGAGUUGAAAUUUUAAAUUGUUAAAUAUUGUUGCAGGGGCUACUGAAAUGUUUGGUGGCAGAAGAACCAAAUUGUCACUGCUCUCAGAAUCUUGAAUGUUGGCGUCACUCGUUGAAGGAUAUAAAGCUGAUUAAAGUCAAAGGUUGGGAGAGUAAUACUGUAUUUAAUGCGAUGACCCUGAACAACUUGACUGAUUAUUUGGAUGCUUGGGUGAUUGAAGCCAAGGAGAGAUCUCUGUUGAAGAAAUUCCCUGUGAAUUCUUUAUCUUUAGAAUUGUCAUGGUGCUAAGUUCUUCCAGUUACGCUAUGUUGUCACUGUUCCCGUUCCCAAAGCUUAUGACAACCAUUGUUAUUGCCUUCAUAACACACAGUUUGGCUAGCACCAGCAUCAUUCAAGCUAUCACCGUCUAGCAGGUCUUCUACUUGCUGCACAACCUUCCAACUUUGCUUGUGACAAUCACUAAAGAUAUCUGUAAUCUUGAGUAGAUGUCUGUCCAUCACAAUUCAAGGGAGAAGAAUCUGGUUGCACAUGAAUUGGCCUGUUAUGCAAUGGCAAUGUCUGUGGUGCACAAGUAUCAUUUUGAGCCUCCAGAUUGUGCCAAGCGAGCUCUGAAGGGUGAUAGUCGCAACAUUUAUGCUUGAUCUGAUGUUCUGCUGUUCCAAUUGCUGCUGCUGUGUUACAUCUUCAUCUUUUGUUGUACUCGGUAUAAAACUGGUAGUCUGGUUGAUAAGUUCAUGUUGGGGGUUGUAUUUGUAGGCUUUUUGGGUUAUUGCCUGCUGCCUGCUGGUGCUUAUAGGCUUUUGUUUUCCCCCUGUAAUUAUGGGCUGCUAAACUCUCUUAUGGCCUAGGCCUUUUAUAAAUUUUUCCUGUUUUAAUUU
Chenopodium quinoa (quinoa) is the source of this 2822-nucleotide messenger RNA. Its product is annotated as putative F-box/LRR-repeat protein At5g02700. The transcript is spliced from 4 exons. Gene Ontology annotation, molecular function: protein binding. The record is from RefSeq and is a predicted model, not a curated record. The coding region runs from base 341 to 1780 and encodes 479 amino acids. NCBI's taxonomy places the organism in Eukaryota, Viridiplantae, Streptophyta, Magnoliopsida, Caryophyllales, Amaranthaceae.